AUGGAAACAAAUUCCAAAACCAUUUUUUUUCUCUUUCAAAUCCUUAUCUACUCAUACUUUAUCAGCAUUAUUGCUGUAAGAGGCCUCAACGAUAUUGCAAAUUUCUCUUCGUGCAAUGGUUCAAUAGCAGAUUGUGAUGACGAAUUGGAGACUUUAAUGGAGUCUGAGAUUAGCAGAAGAAUUCUUGAGGAUAAAAAAUACAUCUCACCAGGGGCUUUGAAAAGAGAUCAGCCAGUAUUCGAAGGUGGUGCCGGCGGCAAGCCAUACACGGGCAGUGACGGUUGUGUUCCUGCCCCAUCGAACACCCACCACAGAGGUUGCGAACAAUAUUAUCGCUGUCGAGAUAAUAGCGAGGAUUCUUUGAUCUUGUGGAAUCAAGUGGGAAGAGGUUGUCCAAUGAAGAGGAUUACAUUUGGGUGAUUGAAAAAGAUUUAUUGUUUUGUCUAGUACUUGAUAUUCUACCUUCAAAUCUAGCUUAAAGAACUUUUGUCUAUACACUACUUUGCUUGAAUGUUUUAUGAAUUUAAGAGUUGUAAUGGACACUUGAUGAACACUCUUUUGUACUAAGUGAUUUUGGGACGUUA
This is a messenger RNA of Olea europaea var. sylvestris, 584 nucleotides long. RefSeq names its product protein RALF-like 32. The record is from RefSeq and is a predicted model, not a curated record. The coding region runs from base 1 to 420 and encodes 139 amino acids. The transcript has 2 exons. NCBI's taxonomy places the organism in Eukaryota, Viridiplantae, Streptophyta, Magnoliopsida, Lamiales, Oleaceae.